Molecule: messenger RNA, 846 nt
Organism: Sclerotinia sclerotiorum 1980 UF-70
Lineage: Eukaryota; Fungi; Ascomycota; Leotiomycetes; Helotiales; Sclerotiniaceae
Exons: 3
Coding region: 1-846 (281 amino acids)
Cellular component (GO): nucleus
Molecular function (GO): DNA binding
Source: RefSeq, a predicted model, not a curated record
AUGUGUUUUAAUCGCGUUUAUGAUUUUCAAAGAGCUUUCUGCGAAGAUUCAGAGCUUAUUGAAAGAUGGUUUCGAUUGACAUACAGGACCUACGUAAUCCGUGGGUGCUACGUCUUCCGUAUCCUUCUCGUACCAACAUUUUUGAUAGUAAAAGGCGAAUACCAUCUCUCAAAUUGGUAUACCGAAGGCGAUUUACCAUACGAUUGGCUUAUUAAACCUACUAUCAAUGGAUGGACAGAUAAUGAGACAGUGCUUAAUAGAUAUAAAAAUCAUAAAUCACCAGCAUUUCAGGAAUACUAUAAGGAACACAAUAUUAUAUUACUUAGUUUACUAUCUCACUCUUCGCAUUUAACUCAAUCACUUGAUAUCAGUUAUUUUGGUCCUUUAAAGCGUUCAUAUAAUCGACAAAUCGAGAACUUUAUCAAGGUAUAUAUCACUCAUAUUAUCAAAACUAAGUUCUUUCAAACCUUUAAAGCUACAUAUAUCGAAGCAAUAUCUAUAUCAAAUGGUAAAGCUGGGUUCCGCGGAGCUGGGCUAAUCCCAUUUAAUCCGGAAAUUGUACUUUCAAAGCUAGAUAUUCGAAUAAGAACUUCAUCAAAUAGAUCAAUAUCAGCCGAUCCUGAUAUAUGGCAAUCUCAAAUAUCUCAUAAUCCAAUUGAAGCUCUCUCUCAAUCUACUUUAGUGAAAAGUCGUAUUGCUCGGCAUCAAGGGAGCUCACCUACUCCAAUAUUUGAAACAGUUGCAGCUUUAGCUAAGGGUACAGAGCUUCUAGCUUAUACAAAUACGCUUUUAAUUGUUGAGAUUCAUAAUCUUUAUAAAGCAAAUGAAGUAUUUAGUAAACAUUAA